AUGGGAAGCUACUAUCGGAACGCGUAUAUCACAUUGUCUAUAUUAAGCGCACACGACUCAUACGUCGGCCUCCUCAAUCCUCGAGAGUCAUCCCCAACAACCAGUCUGGGUCAAAACCUUCAUCUCCGCCGAGCGCGACCAUCAUGGAACCAGGUACUACGAGAAUCUCCGCUAAGCAAGCGAGCAUGGGUAUUACAGGAACGGUCACUGUCGAAGAGAAUAGUGCAUUUCGAAAAGAACGAGAUAUUCUGGGAAUGUCUUGAGAGCUCAAGUAGAGAGGGAAGUGUGGAAGAUGAGCCAGAAGCGUGUGAUGAGGGCGGCUGGACUAAAGAGACGUUUAAGCGCUGCCUAAGUUUCUCCAACAAGAACUUCUUAGGCGAGCUUAGCAGACGCACCGUCCAGAACGAACUCUUCAUGGUGCAGUGGUAUCGCAUCUUGUGUCAAUAUUCUGGUUUGAGUCUUACCUACAGAAGCGAUGUCUUCCUCGCAAUCGCUGGGAUUGCGGAGAUAUUCCGCGACAUCACAAGCUUUACGUAA
Alternaria postmessia is the source of this 537-nucleotide messenger RNA. RefSeq lists its product as uncharacterized. The record is from RefSeq and is a predicted model, not a curated record. The transcript has a single exon. Lineage: Eukaryota; Fungi; Ascomycota; Dothideomycetes; Pleosporales; Pleosporaceae. Bases 1 to 537 code for a protein of 178 amino acids.